This is a messenger RNA of Dujonia railenensis, 1578 nucleotides long. The record is from the annotation of a GenBank genome assembly. Lineage: Eukaryota; Fungi; Ascomycota; Pichiomycetes; Serinales; Debaryomycetaceae.
AUGAUCGACUCGAAAUCGUGGAUCAAUAGGUUUUCACACUCCAUCAAGAUCUAUCUCUCAAGACAUAUCUCCAUCCAGUACUUAAAGCUAUCGGCAUUCCUUGUCGCAUUAUUCUCAUGCCUAUCAUGUGGUUCAAUAUUGUUGUUUUCGCUCUAUUCUGUCUCGAUUCAUGAGAUGAUAGGUAUGAGCUACCUUCAGAUCAACUUCAUUGCUUCUUUAUCGGCCAUUGGAAUGUACUUGUGCCUCCCAGUGUUGGGGUACUUGAGUGAUUGCUACGGCCCCAGCUUGUUAGCCAUGCUUUCUAUUUGGUUGUUCGUCCCAAGCUACUUUUUCUGCUCAAGAAUCGUCAGGCUGGCCACUGCUAACAUUAUAAACAACGGUAAGCUCGAACAUGGCGAAGACAAUAGGGCUUACUUGUACGCUUUUGGUGUUUGCUUCUUCUUCAUCGGUCUCGCAACAAGCUCGAUGUACUUCCUGAGUUUGCUCACUUGUGCCAAGAUUUACCCUAAGUACAAGGGGAUAGCAAUAUCGCUUCCAGUGAGCUGCUACGGGAUGUCGAGUUUGAUCUUGUCGCAGUUAAUGAAACUAGACUACUUCCACACUUUGGGCAAGUCAUUGGACUUGGUGAGAGUGUUCUCCUUCUACGUUUGGUUGUACUUGGUUGUGGGUGUGUUAAACUUUGUAGCAUGCUCCAUUGUGAGCAUCGAGAGCGAGGUGAUUUUCGGCGAUGAAAAUGACCUGUUGACCCGUGAAGACCAAAAUGGCUAUGGCUCGUUGUCCGAGGGAGUUAGUAAUGACCAUAUUGCAACUAGCGGCUCCCUCAACAAGCCACAACAGGGGGACGAGACUGAGGAAGACAGCGACACUUUCUUACCCUCAAGAGAAGUCGUUGAACCUCGAGACCAUCACGAGCGGUAUAUUGCGUUCCUCAAGGACCCUUCGGCUUGGGUUCUUCUUGUAUCGCUAGUCUUGAAUUUGGGCCCAAUGGAAUCCUUCCAGAACAAUCUUGGAUCUAUAAUCACCAAUGUGAGCGGUUAUGAUAGUCACGUUGACCUUUCCAAUCAAGUCAGUGUUUUAGCAACGUCAUCGACGUUUUCUAGAUUGCUUCUUGGAAUGCUCUCAGACUACAUUUCUUCUACAUCGAGGAAGUACCCCAUCUGUAAAGUCUGGAUCUUACUAGCCAUAAUUUUCAUUGGAGCAUUGGGCCAAUUGAUUCCCAUUUCUUCUGCUGUCUCUGGACAAAAGUUUGGGGUGAUAUCGGCGAUUAACGGAUUUUCUUAUGGGGGUCUUUUCACAAUAUACCCCACCAUCAUUGCAUCGAUAUGGGGGAUAGAUAUCAUGGGAUCUACAUGGGGUUCUUUCAUGAUUGCCCCAGCCAUUGGAUCGAUUGGAUUUUCCUUACUAUAUGGGAACCAGGUAGAUUCCAAGUGUAGAGGAGUGGAUGAAGGAAAUGAAGGGUUUUCUUCAUGUUUAUUUGAAUAUUUUGCAUUUACGUCUGGAGGUUUAGUAGUUAGUUUCAUUUUAGUGGUGAUAGUGUGGAGAGCCUUUUGGUGUAAGAGAGGGUUUACGCUAUUUUAG